UGAGUGAACCUCUCCAGGAUGUAUGCUGUUUACAGACAAGCACACACUCCCACUGCGGUGGAGUUUUCUGUCUACUGCAACUUCAUAUCCAGCAAGGAGAAGAAUUUGGUCGUUGCUGGAACAUCUCAGCUGUAUGUCUACAGGAUUAUCCAUGAUGUCGAGAGUACAUCAAAGACCGACAAGUCUUCAGAUGCCAAACCUCGUAAGGAGAAGCUGGAGCAGGUGGCAUCCUUUUCUCUCUUCGGAAAUAUUAUGUCCAUGGCCAGCGUACAGCUUGUCGGAGCCAACAGAGAUGCACUACUGCUCAGUUUUAAAGAUGCCAAGUUGUCAGUAGUGGAGUAUGACCCCGGGACACAUGACCUCAAGUCUCUGUCUCUGCAUUACUUUGAAGAACCGGAGCUCAGAGAUGGUUUUGUGCAGAAUGUACAUAUUCCCAUCGUCCGGGUAGAUCCGGAGAAUCGCUGCGCUGUAAUGCUCGUCUACGGCACCCAGCUGGUGGUGUUGCCGUUCAGGAAGGACUCUAUCACUGACGAACAGGAGGGCGGAGUUGGAGAAGGUCCUAAAUCCAACUUCCUGCCGAGUUACAUCAUUGACGUCCGUGAGCUGGACGAGAAGCUGCUGAACAUCGUCGACAUGAAGUUCCUCCACGGAUACUACGAGCCGACGCUGCUCAUCCUGUUUGAGCCCAGUCAGACAUGGCCUGGGCGUGUGGCGGUGCGUCAGGACACCUGCAGCAUCGUGGCCAUCUCCCUCAACAUAAUGCAGAAAGUGCAUCCUGUCAUCUGGUCGCUCAGUAAUCUGCCGUUUGACUGCACGCAGGUCAUGCCUGUUCCCAAACCAAUCGGUGGUGUGGUGGUGUUCGCUGUGAAUUCCUUGCUGUAUCUGAACCAGAGUGUUCCUCCUUAUGGAGUUUCUCUCAACUCUCAAACUAAUGGAACCACAGCAUUUCCUCUGCGUGUUCAGGAGGAAGUGAAGAUCUCACUCGACUGCUCUCAGUCUGACUUUAUCGCCUAUGACAAGAUGGUCAUCUCGUUGAAAGGAGGAGAAAUUUACGUGUUGACUCUUAUAACUGACGGCAUGAGGAGUGUCCGCGCUUUCCACUUCGACAAAGCUGCUGCCAGCGUCCUGACAACCUGCAUGGUGACCAUGGAGGCCGGCUACCUUUUCCUGGGUUCCCGCCUCGGAAACUCGCUGCUCUUAAAGUACACCGAAAAACUUCAGGACACGCCACCUGAGGAGGGCAACGAGGAUCAGGACAAAGAGAAGGAUAAAGACAAACCGGAAGAACCACCGAACAAAAAGAAGCGAGUAGAAUCUUCCGCCAACUGGACAGAUGAGGUGGAUGAGAUAGAAGUGUAUGGAAGUGAGGCCCAGUCAGGCACUCAGCUGGCCACCUACUCCUUUGAGGUGUGUGACAGCAUACUGAACAUUGGACCGUGUGUGAACGCCUCCAUGGGGGAACCUGCCUUCUUAUCUGAAGAGUUCCAAAACAAUCCAGAGCCUGACCUGGAGGUGGUGGUUUGCUCCGGAUACGGAAAGAACGGCGCACUGUCCGUCCUUCAGAGAAGCAUCCGACCCCAGGUAGUCACUACGUUUGAGUUGCCAGGAUGCCACGACAUGUGGACGGUCAUCUCCAAUGAAGUCAAAGCUGAAGACAAAAAGGCUGCAAAAAGUGAGGAUUCAGAGGACGGUGCGGACACCGGUGAGGACGGAGAAGAUGGAGAGAAGGAAGAGAAGGAGAAAGAGAAACAACAGGAGGAGGAGAAGAAGACUGAGCCUCCUAUAGAAGACGAUAAGAAGAAACACGGCUUCCUCAUUCUGAGCAGAGAGGAUUCAACCAUGAUCCUGCAGACGGGGCAGGAGAUCAUGGAGCUGGACACCAGUGGUUUUGCUACUCAGGGUCCAACUGUGUUUGCUGGAAACAUCGGUGACAACAAGUACAUCAUCCAAGUCUCUCCCAUGGGUAUUCGACUGCUGGAAGGAGUGACACAGCUCCACUUCAUCCCUGUGGAUUUGGGAUCCCCCAUAGUGCAUUGCUCCGUGGCGGACCCUUACGUCGUCAUCAUGACCGCAGAGGGAGUCGUCACCAUGUUUGCUCUGAAGACCGACUCCUACAUGGGGAAAACUCACAGGCUGUCGCUGCAGAAACCACAGAUCCCCACCCAAUCCCGCGUGGUCACGCUGUGUGCGUACCGAGACGUCAGUGGCAUGUUCACCACGGAAAACAGAGCGAACUUCUCCGUCCAAAAAGAGGACGCCGUCACUGGGAAUCAGUCCGAGGAAGAGACCAUCAUCCAUGACCUCAGUAGCAACUUAGUGGAUGACGAGGAGGAGAUGCUGUACGGAGACUCAAACGCCAGCGCUGCGCAUGGAAGAGAUGAAAUGGGACGCAGCUACGGGAUUCACGGGAUUUAUGGAAGCGACGGGCAAGGAAAAACAGAACCGAGCCACUGGUGCUUCAUCUGCAGGGAGAAUGGAGUGAUGGAG
Messenger RNA from Gymnodraco acuticeps, 2487 nucleotides. RefSeq names its product cleavage and polyadenylation specific factor 1 (gene cpsf1). Gene Ontology annotation, cellular component: mRNA cleavage and polyadenylation specificity factor complex; nucleus. Gene Ontology annotation, molecular function: protein binding; nucleic acid binding. Lineage: Eukaryota; Metazoa; Chordata; Actinopteri; Perciformes; Bathydraconidae. The record is from RefSeq and is a predicted model, not a curated record.